Messenger RNA from Anarrhichthys ocellatus (wolf-eel), 5042 nucleotides. It is a transcript of the gene kcnj9, whose product is annotated as potassium inwardly rectifying channel subfamily J member 9. Gene Ontology annotation, cellular component: plasma membrane. Bases 622 to 2136 code for a protein of 504 amino acids. The transcript is spliced from 8 exons. Lineage: Eukaryota; Metazoa; Chordata; Actinopteri; Perciformes; Anarhichadidae. The record is from RefSeq and is a predicted model, not a curated record. Gene Ontology annotation, biological process: regulation of monoatomic ion transmembrane transport; potassium ion import across plasma membrane. Gene Ontology annotation, molecular function: inward rectifier potassium channel activity.
GUUAUUGUAAUGUUUGUAGGGCUGUGCUGAUGACAGCAUCCUCCGCCGCUCAGUGGCUCCACACCUGACUGACUCCAUCAGAUGCACAGAUGAUGGAGCUCUCUACGCUGCCGGGUUAUUAUCCUAUCGCCACCAUUUCGCAUGUCCACUGCCCGACUCAUGAUCUACAAACGCCGUAAUAAUUUCUCUCUGAUUGUUUUUUUGACGUUUUUUUUCUUAUUACCCUCUUUUUUCAUGCGCGGUCAUUCAGCGGAUGGUGUGUUCGCCCUCUCGUUGUGCUGAGUGGUCGCAUCGAGGUGGUCUUUUGUUUUUUCUCUCUCCUGGAAAAGCGAACAGGAGCGGACAGAUGCUGCAACGCUGGUAAACACCAGACAUGGGUGUCAUCGAACCAAGGCUGCCAGUCGCGGUUCGCUCCUGGAGCAGAUUUUCAUUUUUCUUACGAUAAACCAUCUGCCCAAUCCAGAUCUUACACAUCUAUACGUUGCUACACUGAGCAGGCUUCAGUCAGGCAAACAAAUGGUCCAAUCAAUAGCCUUUGGACAGAGACUGCCAUAGGGAGGAUAUCAAUAACACGCUAAUACACCUGACACAAACACACACACACACACACUCACACGGACCAUGGCGCUUGAGAACUCGGUCUUUCCCGCCUGCCCGGACUCUCUCUCGCUCCCUGUGGAGGAGAAGGGGGAAGGGGAAAAAGUGGACGUGGCCACCGAGGCCACGGCCUCCCCUGGAGUCUUCAACCUAUCGGAGGAGCUGGGCCCCGUCGGCACCACAGACACGGAGCUGCCACCUCCGCCCUUAGUUAAGGUCAAGAGGUCGUUCCAGAACAAGCUGGCUGAGCGGGAGGCCCAAGCCAAUGAGCCCCGCAAGAAGACCCAGGGGCCGGAGAAGGAGAAGGAGAAGGAGAGGGGGAGGUUCGGGUGGGGCCGGACUAAGCGUAAGAGACAGCGCUACGUGGAGAAGAACGGUCGCUGCAACGUGCAGCACGGUAACAUGCGGGAGCAUUACCGCUACCUGACCGACAUCUUCACCACGCUGGUGGACCUCAACUGGCGCUGCUCGCUCUUCGUCUUCGUCAUGGCCUACGCCGUCACGUGGCUCUUUUUCGGGGCCAUCUGGUACCUCAUAGCCUACUGUCGGGGUGAUCUGGACCACCUGGAGGAUGAGACGUGGACGCCGUGCGUCAACAAUGUCAACGGCUUCAUCUCGGCCUUCCUCUUCUCCAUCGAGACAGAGACCACCAUUGGCUACGGCCACCGCGUCAUCACCGACCAGUGUCCAGUGGGCACCAUGCUGCUGCUGCUGCAAGCUAUACUGGGCUCGAUGGUCAACGCCUUCAUGGUCGGCUGUAUGUUUGUGAAGAUCUCGCAGCCCAACAAACGGGCAGAGACGCUGGUGUUCUCCAAACACGCCGUCAUCUCUCUGAGAGACGACAAGCUCUGCCUGAUGUUCAGGGUGGGCGACCUGCGGAGCUCCCACAUCGUAGGGGCCAACAUGAGGGCCAAGCUCAUCAAGUCCAAGCAGACGCAGGAGGGCGAGUUCAUCCCUCUGGACCAGACAGACAUCAGCGUGGGCUUCGAGACGGGCGACGAUCGUCUCUUCCUGGUCUCUCCGCUGGUGAUCUCCCAUGAGAUCGACAUGCAUUCGCCCUUCUGGGACAUGUCGCAGGCCCAGCUGGAGAAGGAGGACUUUGAGAUCGUGGUGAUCCUGGAGGGAAUGGUGGAGGCAACCGGGAUGACGUGCCAGGCGAGGAGCUCCUAUCUAGCGGAGGAAGUCAUGUGGGGUCACAGGUUCAGCCCGAUGAUGUUGCUGGCAAAGGGCUUCUUUGACAUCGACUACGGAGCCUUUCAUCACACGUUUGAGGUGGACACGCCCUCCGUCUCUGCACGUGAGCUCUCAUUGGCUGCGGCCAGACUGGACGCACACCUCUACUGGUCCAUCUCCAGCAGGCUGGACGAGGAGCCCACCCUGACCAACCAGGCGGCCAAGCAGCCGGACAGCGGCUCGGCCAACAGCAAAGGAGGGGAGCCGACCUUCAUCGUGGGAGAGAUGACGGACAUCCAGGAGCAGACAGGACUGGGCGAGCUGAACGGCAGCGUCGCCACCGACCAGUCCGAAUCAGAGGCCUAGAACAGACAAUGUUUACAAAGACCUUCAUUUUAACGCCACCUCACCACAAUUUAUGUUUGCAAAUCUUUUCUUUCAAGGCAAAUGAGUAGUUUCAUUGUGCCCAGUUCUACAGUAUAUGCCAUAUCUUACGUUACCAUAUGAAAGCGUCCAUUUCUUGAUAUUUCGUCUUUUAUUUCUAUGUUGAUCUUUGUUACAAGUGUACUGUAUGUGUGCUAUCUUUUAUUUUUUUGUUCUUCAAUCUGUGUUGUUAGCUCCAAUCACCCUUGCCUAUAUCUACAUUUAAAUGACAAAACUAUGCUUUAGGUGGAGUCAACACUCGUAUAUCCGGUGGACCACGGCAGAAUGUUGCAAAAAAGAUGACGAGGCGGUUGUUUGUGCAGAGUCACGUGUGUGGAUUGUUCACAUUUAAAAAUAAGUGCCGUGCAUAGACGCUUUAUGUUCACCUGCGCAUGAAUAUCACUAGAUGAUAUUGAAGUAUAGACUGAAAUGGUAGUAACUUCAAAUUUCUUUAGAUGCAAAGAUUGUUCUGAGGUUUAUUGUACAUCAAUCAGGUGUUAACAUGGUGGGAAAUGAACACUGUCCCACAGCCGCUGGUAUAUUUGUAUACUCUGGUAGAAACUUCAUUAGGCCACAAACCAUCAUGUGGUGUUAGAAACAAUGUUUAUAAAUAUAUAUUUGGCUUCUUUAGGCACAGAGUAUAUUGUUUGUUUGUUAAAGAGUAACUUAAAGGAAUAUAUUUAAUUUUUUGAAGAGGGGUUGUGUGAGGGACUUAUUCAUAGUCAGUGUAUUAGUUAUAGCGGAUGGCAGUCGGCACGCCCCCAGUUAAGAGAAACAGACAGGAGUACCAGCACGGGAGCAGAGCAAUGUGCUUCUGUGGACAUCAGCCAAACGUGUUUUAGCCACCUACAAAGGAGUGUACGCCAUAUUUGGAAUAUUUUCACCGCUUUACCUUGCCGUCAGACAGCCCUUUCCAAAUGGGGAACUGAUUAUCUAUGUUAUCUUUAAAGCCACACGAGACUCCUUUGACAAAAUAAUCCAAACUAACCCUUUAAAACACCAAAGUCACACAAUAACUCAUACAAACUGACCGAUCAAAGCAGCGGCAGAGCAGCAGCUCCUGUGUUCUGUAAGGUAAAAGUACUGUUUUUGUCAGUGGAGUCUGGUGGCUUUGAAGAGAGAAAAGAUAACAGCCUUAAUUUCCCGUCAUAAAAGGGCUGUCUGACGGCAGGGCAAAGCCGUGAAAAUAUCCUAAAUGUAGCGUACGUACGCUUUAACUAAUAUUAAUUAUUUUAAGGCGCGUCUUUCUUUUUAGCUGCUGCCCACGUCAACAGCAGCACAUGGCUUUGCUCCUGUACAUCACUGCAGCAACAUGAGAAGUUAAACCAGAUGAGGUCAUGAAAAACACGAUUUAAGUUACUCUUUAAUAACCCCAGUAUGAAUUAGCUGACAUUCCUAACUGCACUCUCGCAUUAUGGUGACUAGAGUAACCAUCCACAACCUUUAACAUAUAGAGAGGGGACAACUCGAGUGUGUCUGUGGCUUCGUUUCAAGGAUUAUCUAUCUUCUGUUCCCAGCCGAGUAGAAAUUAAAAGCACAACAGUGUCCUGCUCAGUUUAGCCCAAAACCCCUGCUUCUGCUGCUGUGUAGAUAUGUGGCCAUUUCUACUUGAUGUUUUUAAUAUGUAAUACAACUAGAGUUAAUAAACUGCAGCAUAUUACAGAAAAAAACUUUGUGUGAUAUUCUGCGGAAGGGCUCCAUACAUAAAAGUACGCUAUAUUUACAUACUGUGCGUACUGAAGCGUUGAUAUGAAACGUGUCAGAAUGCAGAAAAGAGUUAGACUUUACCCUAAAUGAUGUCAUAGAACAUGGACUAGAUCUUAAACACAACAGACAGUAAAAGACAUUAGUCUUCUACUUCAUUACAUUUCAGAGGGAAGUAUUUUUACCUCACUACAUUUAUUUUAAAGCUAUAGUUACUUUGCAGAUGAAUUGUUGCUAAACUACUCAACAGUACAUGAAGUUAAAAUGAGCAUCACAUCCACCAGCUACAACAUUAAAAUACUGCAAAGUCAUUAAUGCAGCCUCGAUAGUAUAACCGAUAUAUAAUACAAUUACAGGGACAGUGGUAAUGGAUUACAUUUACAUUGCGGUAUUGCUUCUUUUACUUAGGUAUAACUGAAUAUUUCUUUCUUCACUGUAUUAAAAUACAUAAAAUCAAUUACUGGUACGUUUUGGAGUAUGGAGAGUCUACCGAAUGUAUUUUUGUUGUUCAAAGUGAUGAAUUAUUACCGACUCAUAAGUGAGGAGAUACACAGAGUGGACCUAUUGAUCAUUAGGAUACUAAGGAGACUACUUUGUAGGACACAAGUACACACAGUUUUUCCUUUAACAAGGAUCCUCAAAGAAGUCCUUCACCUUAGACCUCUACAAAAUAAUCCCGUUUAUUUCCUUGGUUUUUAUGUUAUUUAGUACAGUACAGAAAUAUAUUAAGUAAAGUGCAUUGGUGAAGAUCAUUUACUUGAGUAAAAGUAACAACAACAUUAAUUACUUUAUCACAACUAAAAGUCCUGUAUUACUUUUUUUUAAAGUAAAACUACAGAAGGCAACAAAGUGUACUUAAAGAGUAGUACUACUAUAUACAGUAUUUUACAGAAUGGCCCCUGUCAGUGUUACAGAAUGAUAAUAUAGCACAUACAUUAUUAAUGCAUUUACAUAUAAUAUGACAAGUGACUAUAGCUGUCGACUGUAGUAAACGCUUACUGCAUUGAAACUGCUUUCCCUGUUUAGACCUGCCAAGGGACUACAGAUGAGAAUUAUCUUAGAGCUAUAAUCUGGUACGGUGCAUCAAAUGGUGACAUUCAUGUUUUAAGCUCUACAUGGUCCCUUUUAAAUAAAAUACAAAAACG